CGUUUCCCCACGCGCACGCGAGCGAGCCAAACACGCAGACGGAACCUCCGUCCACCCUUAUCCUCUCCCCGGACCGGAGCCUUCCUCCUGCCGAUGGCGUCCCUCACCACCACCACCGCCUCCUCGCCCGCCGCGCUGCCCGCCGCCACGGCGGCCACGGCCUCCUCCGUCUCGCCCACCGCCGCCGCCUCCAAGCGCCCGCACCUCGCCGGCGACGACGCGCCCUGGCGCGUCGCCGCCACCGGCUCCGCCGGGAUCCGCCCCGUCCCGCGCAUCCACCACGCGCCCGUCCUCCGGGUCGCCCACGACGAUUACGCCCUCGCGCUCAUGAAGCAUCCGGAUCCGAUUGGGGUGGGCCUCGCCAUGGAGGCGGUCGCGGAGGCCGCUGGCCCCGAGUGCAUCGUGCCCGGCCAGCACGCGCCGCUCCGGCUCAUGGGGAUCAAGGUUUGGCCCAUAGAAGUAGAGAUGAAGUUUCUGGAACCGUUUGGCCGGGAGUUACAUUCCAUGAAGAAGUUCAUGGACAAGUCAUGCAGUGUCAUGGACUCCUCUUUAGCACAUAAGUAGGCGUGCAUGCCAGAGUUGUUCCUUCCAAUACCUAGCUGAUGUUGUACCCGUAGUGCCUGAUGGAUCGCAAACCUACGGACUGGGGAGAGUCCACGGAUCGAAACAGCAUUCUUGCGUAUCUUGGGUUGCAUCACUUGAUGGAACGAGAUAUGGCACCGGGAACACAGCAGGCAAAUCAUCGAUUAGCAAGUGUAUUUUGGGAGUGUCUGUAUGGACCCUGUGCUCAGUUUGCGCCAAGAUAAAUUUGUUAUCAACAUGUACUACAUUUGUUACAUUCAUGAAACAGUUGAGAAUACAAUACUGAGUUGCCAGGAGAA
This is a messenger RNA of Lolium rigidum, 881 nucleotides long. RefSeq lists its product as uncharacterized. The coding region runs from base 94 to 564 and encodes 156 amino acids. Lineage: Eukaryota; Viridiplantae; Streptophyta; Magnoliopsida; Poales; Poaceae. Gene Ontology annotation, cellular component: chloroplast envelope. The transcript is spliced from 4 exons. The record is from RefSeq and is a predicted model, not a curated record.